AUGGUGAAAAUAUUUUCAUACCAUGUUUUGUAUGAAGAUAUUCGUAAUAAUCUUAUGAAAUUUAUGGAAAAAAGUUUUAUGCCUUAUACUUUGAUGUCACUUGGUAGUGAAAUGGGUUGUAUGUAUGCAGAAACAUUGAUUAAAAUAAUUUUUGAUUUGGAGGAUGAAGAAAACGAAAAUUUUCCAUCAGUUGCUUAUGAAAUUUCUCUUUCGUUAGAAAGAAUUUUUAAAACAGUUAAAGAAAGAGCAUUAACUCCAGGUGAAAAAUGUUUUUUUGUUGAUAUUAUAACAAGUAUGGGUUAUGAUUCAUUUUCUUCAACUGAUAUUUUUGGAAGAUUAAAUGAACUAAAAGAAAAUUUACUUAAAUUAGUUUUUUUAAAUGAACGUUACAAUUUAACAUUUAAAUUUGAACAAUUUAUUAAUCUUUCAAAGGAAGAUAUUGGUAUUCAUAUUAUUGAAAAGAUGUUUAUUCAAGAAAAUGAUUAUGAAUAUAUAUAUAGAAAUAUUUUCAAACCUUACUGUGAAGAAUUUGUACUAGAUUUUAAGUUACUUAUCUGUGAUUUUGUUCAAAAAUGGUCAACACAACAACUUUCUUUUACACAAGAUUUUCAAAGAGGAAAUUUAAAAGAUAAAAUUGAUCGUAUUUGUAAUAUUAUAGAGAAUAUUGAUGAUUCAAUGCUUCAAAUUAAAACUUUACAACAUUUAGUUGAUGCUGUUUCAUUUGAAUGGCCAAAAAAAUUAACACAAUCUGUCUACACAUUAUUAACUGAUACUAGUAUUUCAAAAGAUAUAAAAAAUAAUUUAGCUGAUUGUUGCAAAUUAUCAAACAUUCGUCAAAUAGUUAAAAAUUAUAAAGAUUUAUCUUAUGAUAUCAAAGAAAUUAUUAAAAAUAGAAAUGAAUUUGAAUAUUUUAUUCAAAGUUUGUCUGUCAGUUCUUCUUCAAUUAAUGUUGAGAUACUUGCAAAAGAUAUAAUGAAACUUUGCCAAUUAAGACAUUCAUAUUGUAAAUUAUCAGAAUCUUUUAAUAUUACCUAUGAUUAUAUAUAUGAACAAUUAUGGAUACCUCAUUUAAUUCAAUGGCGAUAUAGUGAAUUUGAAAAAAAAGAACCUACACAAUGGUUGUUUAAUCUUCCAAAUAAUGAAGCAAAAGUUGCUGUUGCUAAAUAUUCAGUUGAAUAUCUUUUAAAAAUUUAUGAAUGUGGACAGGAAAAGUUAAAAUCUUCAGAAGAAAUAAUAUGUUAUUUCAAAACAUUAUCAGUCAUAAAAUCUUUCAUACUUAAUUAUCUUUUUAAGAUUAAAAAAUAUAAAUUAAUUUUUGAUAAAGUAGUUUCAAUUGAAUCACUUUAUUCAUGUUUUAAAAUUUUGGUACCUCAAACAUUUUUUUUAGAAACUCCUAAAGAAACAGCAAAUUUUAUUAAUGUUUUAAUAUCUAAUUAUAAUAUUGAAGAUUGGGAGAAUAUGCUAAAAGUGAUAAAAAUAACAAAUAUGGAUAAUGUUUUAGCUUAUCAAUAUCUUUUAAAUGCUUGUUUGGAGAAUGGUAAAAUAGGUCAAGUUUCAGAAAUAUUGUUUACUUUGUCAUUUGACAGAUGUUUAUUAACAUCAAAAAUGAUAUCAAUGAUUAAAGUUGUCCUAGAUAAAACUUUUUUGAAACUUUAUGAAGCAUGGAGUGAAAAAUCUUUUGAUAUUAUUCAAUUUUCAAAUAUAGUUUUGUUAGCAUUAAAAGUAUUCAUGAUAGAAGGAAAUGGAUCUGAUAAAACCAAUUUUUAUGACAUUAUUGCAUUUUCUACAUAUCAUAAAUUUCUCAAUACCGUUAUUAAUAUUGUAAACUCUAAAGAUGUUUAUACACUACAAGAUGAUACAGUUGAAUUUAUGAAUACUUCUGAUUAUAUUAAUUGGGAGUUACAUUCUCUUUCACAUCUACAAAAAGAAUGUAAACUUGAUUAUUACAUGGCUUUUAAUCCAAAAUCUAAAUUAUUUACUCGAAGCUGUCUUCAAUUACCUAUGAAUGGAGAAUAUAACAUUGAAACAUUGUUAUAUAUAGCUGCAUCUCUUGUAGAAUAUGAAAAAUUGGAUCAAAUAAAAUUUAGAGAUUAUAUUGAUGGAUGGAAAAAUCUUUUUAAUCAGUUAUUAAUAGAUGGACAAUUUUUUGAUGUUUUUAAUUUACUUGAAAUUUAUAAUACACUUGUAAUUUCAAAAAAAGAAAAUAUUUAUGUGGAUGAAAUUAUUAAACAUUCAGCAGUUGGAUUGUUAGAAAGAAUUUUACUAAUACCAGAUUGUGAUUUGGAAUUAGCUACAGGAUUAAUUAGUACUAUUUCUGAAAGAUACAUUCCUAGUAUAUUACAAGAAAUACGUAAUCGUUUAAAAACUAAUACUAACCCAAGAGUAUAUAUAAAUUUAUGUGAACUUGUUAGUAUGAUAUAUCAUAAAAUACCCCAAAUUGGAAUAAUUGAAAUGCUUGAAAAAAAAUAUGAUGAAAGUUUAUGGAAAAGAAAAUUUUCUAAAUUUGGAUUUAACUAUUCUAAUAUAAUGACAUUUAAUGAAAUUGUAUCUUCACUUGUUAGAUUCAAUGUACCUAAUAAUAUUGCACAUGAAUAUUGUAUUUAUAACAAUAUUAAUUUCAAUUUAUUUUGUCUUCAAUUUGCUCUAGAAUCAUGUCUUUAUACUUCAGAGUUACUUGAGAUGAAUGAUCAUAUCAAAUAUAUAGAACAGUUAAAAAAAACUUCUACUUUAAUUUCUGGUAUUAUAAUUAAUGAAGAUCAUAUAAUAUUAAUUCAAGAAACAAUAAUGAAAAUGUCACCAUAUAAUCAUGAAGGAUUAUUGUUACUAAUUGAUAAACUUUUACAAUUUACAAAAGUUAAAAAUAUUUCUGAUGAUUUAAAAUAUUUAUUUUAUAAUUGGAAGAAUGUUAUUGACUUUUUAAUAUCAUAUGGAAAACGUAGUGCCGAAAUUCUAUCAAUUGAAUGUAAUUGGUUAUCUUCACUAAAAUUAUCUCUUGGAAAUGAAGUUUUAUCUACUACUUCUUUUGAUUCUAUAGAAUCAAUUCAAUUAGUAGGAGAAAUGUCUAUAAUUGAGUUUCAAGUAAUGGAAGAAGAACGUGAAUCAGCAAGAAAACGUAUGCCACAAUGUGCAAUUCAAAGAUUACCUUUUCAUUUAUUAUGUUGUACUAGUGAAAAUGAAAUGAAAGAAUUAGUUUAUCCGGUUGUUUCAAAUGAAAUUAAUAUUCAUAAUAUUUUUAAAUGGAUUAAUAUUAUUGUAAAUACGAAAUCUAUACUAUGUUUUAGUCAAUCAGAAUGUAUUAUUACAGCUAUUAAAAAACGUAUAAAAUAUGUAGAAGAAAAUAAUAUUUUUGUUGGAGAUUUUGAUAGAAAUUUAAUCAUAUCUAUUAUUAAUUUCAUUGAUGUGUCAAAUAUAACAACUGUUGUAAAAUAUUCAUUAUUAUAUAUUGGAAAUUUAAGAAAUUUAAUAAUAAAAAUUGCCUAUCUGAAUAUUUUUAAAGAAGUUAUCAAAACAAAUAUUAAAUUGUUAGAAGACGACAAACAAGAAGAAUUUUUAAAAUAUGAAAAAGAACUUUCAAAAAAAAUUAUUAAAUAUUCAAUUGAAAAGAUACUUUCUGAUAAUGGACUUUUUAAUCAAGAAUCAAAAGAAUUUUUUUACAAUGGUAAUAUUAAUGAAAUGAUUUGUUUUAUUUAUAAUAAUUCUAUUGACUGGAACAAUUAUCAAGAUAGAAUUUCAAAGAUGAAAGCAUGUAAGAUGAUUACUGAAGUUAUUGGUUAUGAUAUAUCUUCAAUUCAUACAACAAUUAUAGAUAAGUUGUUAAUACAAAAUACAAUAACACAAAUUAAUGAUCCUGAUGCCACUAUUAAUAUAUCUGAUGAGGUAUUAUCUAUAAACCAAGAAGUAAGCAAUAGAUUUGAAUGUGAUAUUUGGUAUGAUGAUGUAAAUGUCAGUCAAAUAGUUUAUAUCUUGAGUGCUGGAAACUAUAAUAAUAUGAUAAAAAAAAUGUUUAGCAUAUUAAAUAAAGAUCCAAAAAUUUUACCAGGUGGUAUAAUUACAUACAUAAGAGUUUUAAUAUGUAUUUGUCGUAUGUAUCCACGUGAUGGAAAAAAAUAUGAAUGUUUUAAAGCUAAAAAAUCUCAAGUUCUUACUGUUCUUAAAGGAUCUUACUACUAUCAUAUGUUAUCCUCAAUUAAUGUAAAUUGUAAAAUUACUGAUCUUAUUAAUGAUAAAAAAAUGUUAGAAAUUCUAAAACAACUUCAAAAUUGUCCAGUUCAUAGUAUGGAAAGAGAUUUUGUUAUUUUAAAUAUAAUUAGAGAUUAUCUUAAAAAAUCUCCAGAAUAUCCUACAUAUAUGAAGACAUACAUUCCACGUAUGAUAAUGGGACGUCAAUUUUUCAUGGUAAAUUGUAUUUUAAGUGAUACUUAUUCUCCUAUAACUUCUGAUCACAUGGGAAGUAAUAUUCUUCAAUUUGUUCUUAAAACUAUAGAAGGAAUAUUAAAACAAAAUGUUAACAAUAAUGAUAUCAUUGAAGAUAUGCUUCGAUUUUUGAUGAAACAUUCUAUAUCUUUUGGAUAUUCAAGACCACCACGUGAAACAGGACUAUUUUCUAGUGGUAAUGAUAUGUCAAAAAUUGCUCAUUAUAUCCUUAAUCCUACUGGAAAUUAA
Molecule: messenger RNA, 4662 nt
Organism: Strongyloides ratti
Lineage: Eukaryota; Metazoa; Nematoda; Chromadorea; Rhabditida; Strongyloididae
Exons: 1
Coding region: 1-4662 (1553 amino acids)
Source: RefSeq, a predicted model, not a curated record